This is a messenger RNA of Paraphaeosphaeria sporulosa, 1233 nucleotides long. Its product is annotated as kinase-like protein. NCBI's taxonomy places the organism in Eukaryota, Fungi, Ascomycota, Dothideomycetes, Pleosporales, Didymosphaeriaceae. Gene Ontology annotation, biological process: protein phosphorylation. Gene Ontology annotation, molecular function: ATP binding; protein serine/threonine kinase activity. The record is from RefSeq and is a predicted model, not a curated record. The transcript has a single exon. Gene Ontology annotation, cellular component: cytoplasm. Bases 1 to 1233 code for a protein of 410 amino acids.
AUGGACUUCGACGCUAGGUCUCGCAACCAGCCGAGGACAUACACGCCACCUUCAACGCCAACCAAGAGGAGCCAUUCGAAGUCGAGUUCAGUGUCGUCGUCGAGUAUCAGAGAAGAGCUAGAAAACUUGCGACGAGGCAUGUCGUCGGGGUACUCGGUAGAGGGUAUCGAGAAGCCAGGCAGCCACGAGCCACGCCAAUUCCCUGCGUGGUCAUCCGACUACGAGUUCGAGAUGGACGCUGCCGGCACGCAGAAGGUUAUCGGUACCGGUGCCUGGAGCACCGUCUACCUUGCCAGCCCUGCACCAUCCAUGCCCGAGGAGCUGGUCAUCUCUUCCUCCCUGGCCUCUCCCGAAAUAACACCUCCUCUCACGCCCGUCCGCUCUCGCGGCUCCAGCAUGUCCAAAUUCUACCCACUCAUGCCCUCAGCCUACGCCGUCAAGGUUCCUUAUGAGAAGACUGCCCACCGCGUCCUCACAGAAGAGGGCCGUAUCCUGUCCUACCUCUCGCGCUUCCCCUCAGCAGAGAAAUACCUUGUCCCCUACUACGGCCAAGACAUGCGGACCGACGCUCUCAUCAUGGGCUACAUGCCGUCCACCCUCGACAGCCUCAUCACCGCCGACCUCAACACGCGCGACGAAUCCGACCGCGCCGCUAUGCUUACCGACAUCUUCCCCCACAUCGCGUGCAACCUGCUCGACGGCCUCGCCUGGCUGCAAGACAAAGCCUGCAUCCACGGCGACAUCAAGCCCUCCAACAUCCUCAUCGCGGUCAACCCCUCGACGCGCACCCCACACGCCGUCUUCGCCGACUUCUCCGCCGCCAGCUUGCCCUCGUCGCCCGCAGAGACCGGCAAAAAGCAGGCCAAGCCCAUGGGCGGCGCAACGUGGGACUUCAUGGCGCCCUCACAGCUCACGUCAACUGCAGCCCCGACGCCUGAAGCAGACGUAUGGUCCCUCGCCAUCUCGCUGCUGCUCCUUGUCACGGGGGCUUCGCCGUACGACCGCGUCGCCCCCAACGCCAUCCUCAAGCGUGAGAUCCUCAAGCAGGGCACGCCGCUGGAUUACGUGUCCGCCGGCGAGAACGGCGUGCGCAGCGUGAUUCGGAUGGGCGCGCUGAGUCGGGGGCUUGGGUUCAACGUCAAGAAAUGGAUGGGGAAGGUGCUGGUAAGAGAAGAAGCGGCGCGGAUGGACGUCGGCGAGUGGCGCGAGGAGCUGGGAGAUGCGUUGAUGUAA